Messenger RNA from Carassius carassius (crucian carp), 1460 nucleotides. RefSeq names its product zinc finger protein 239-like. Gene Ontology annotation, molecular function: DNA-binding transcription factor activity, RNA polymerase II-specific; RNA polymerase II cis-regulatory region sequence-specific DNA binding. The record is from RefSeq and is a predicted model, not a curated record. Bases 93 to 1211 code for a protein of 372 amino acids. Gene Ontology annotation, biological process: regulation of transcription by RNA polymerase II. Lineage: Eukaryota; Metazoa; Chordata; Actinopteri; Cypriniformes; Cyprinidae. The transcript is spliced from 2 exons.
CUGGGUUAAAAAGGUGAGAAAUAUCCACAUAAUCCUACAAGAGAAGAACAAACUCCAGGUGCAGCUGGAGUCUGUGACAUACUGUGGUAAAGAUGGAGUUUAUUAAAGAGGAGAUUGAAGACAUGAGUGAUCCAGAACCAUCCAGAAUAAAACAUGAAGAUACUGAGGAACAAACAGGCUGGACAGAAGUAAAACAGCAAAGACGUGAGGUGAAUAAAGUGAAGGAGGAACCCUGUAAAAUCAAAACUUCAAGAAAAAAAGCCAAACAGCUGCACGCCUGCACAAGGUGUCUAAAGAGUUUCAAACACAAAGAAUACCUUAAGAAACACAUGAGAGUCCACACUGGAGAGAAACCAUUCACAUGCCCUCAGUGUGGAAAGAGUUUUGCUGGAGCAUCAAGUCUCCGUUAUCAUCUUCACAUUCACUCUGGAGAAAAGCCUUUUAACUGUGACCAGUGUGGUAAAAAGUUUAUUACAUCAUCACAACUAAAACUCCACAUGAUAAGUCAUUCAGAUGAGAAGCUUUAUGUGUGUACUUUCUGUGAAAAGAGUUUUUCAUGGCUGAGCAGUUACAAACAUCAUCAGAAAAUACAUAAUGAAGUGAGAGAUCAUGUGUGUUGUGAGUGUGGGAAGAGCUUUAUCACAGCUGGGGAUUUGAAACGGCAUCAAAGAAUUCACACUGGAGAAAAACCUCACAAGUGCUCAUAUUGUGACAAGAGUUUUGCGCAGUCUGGAAACCUGAAAGUACAUGAAAUAAUACAUUCUGGAGAGAAGCCAUACUACUGUAUUCAGUGUGGAAAGGGUUUUACUGCAGCAUUAAGUCUCAGUUAUCAUCUGCUCAUUCACUCUGGAGAAAAGCCUUUUAACUGUGAUCAGUGUGGUAAAAAGUUUAUUACAUCAUCAAGUCUUAAAAAACACCUGACAUUGCAUUCAGAUGAGAAGCCUCAUGUGUGUUCUUACUGUGGAAAGAGUUUUUCACAACUGAAGCACUGUAAACAGCAUCAGAAAACACACAAUGGAGUGAAAGAUCAUGUGUGUUGUGAGUGUGGGAAGAGCUUUACUAGAGCUGAUCAUCUGAAACAGCACCAAAGGAUUCACACUGGAGAAAAACCUUACAAGUGUUCAUUUUGUGACAAGAGUUUCACUGUGUCUGGACACCUGAAAUCACACAAGCGAGUUCAUACUGGAGAGAAACCAUAUCACUGUACUUAGUGUGGAAAGAGUUUCACUAAGUCAGCAGAUCUACUGACUCAUAUUAAAAAGCAUUUCUAUGUGUUAGAGUUAGCAAAUAUUUUCUACAGAUGCAAGGUUUUUUGCAUAAAUAUUUUCUUAGAUAUCUAUUUAUGCAUUUCCCUGCAACAUAAAAGUUGCAUAUAGGCGCUGUAUAAUGAUGCAAAUAAAUUUUACAUUUCAGUGACUUCUCUAAUUAAGUGUGAUGUGUUAGUCCAUUAGGCUAUAGUA